GAACAAAAGACGCAGUCAACUAUGUAUACACUGGCAGCAAGACUAAUUCUUCUCCUCCUGCUCUACAAAACCUUACGAGCCUCUCAUGCCCAUCUCCAGAUUCUCCCCACACACGCACAGUUGACUCUUGAAAUCCACAAUACUACUCAACUAUGGGCGGCCAUGGCCGACACAGGUGGAAAAUCUCUUUCUACCGCCGCUCUUCUACUUCUUCUUCUUCACCAAAACCCGACCAGGAUGAGCCUCCUAAAGAGUACUGUUGUCCAAUUUCUGGUUCUCUGAUGACCGACCCCCUCGUUGUUUCUUCAGGCCAAACCUUCGAGGCAGUCUCUGUACAGGUCUGUCGAGAUUUGGGGCUUUUACCCGUUCUCGAGGACGGGUCCCGACCCGAUUUCACUACCGUCAUCCCCAAUUUGGCUAUCAAAACUAGCAUCGGUCGGUGGUGCGCAAAUCACGGUAUUGAGCACCCACGUCCACCUGAGUAUAGCUCCGUGGAGAAGCUUGUUCGUGCUUCCGUGCCUUCUUCGUCUCUCGAUUCGUCUAAUCCUGAAAUUAGGGUUUCGGAGAGAGAGUUGCUUGCUGGUGUGGCUGAGAAUCCGCCGGUAUUGUUCUCGCACGCCGCGACAGAGUUGGCUCACCGGGUCAAUCACUUCCACUGCAGUUCCUCCGAGGAGUCCGUAAUUGUUACGACGGCGAGUCCGCCCACACCGUUGCCGCUGACGACUCGACCCGCGUGCUACUCUUCAUCGUCUUCGUCUGAAAUCGCGGAACUCGAAAACGCUAACAAUUCGUUUUCUUCGUUAUCGCCUGAAGAAGAGGAAAUUGUGGCGAGACUAAAAGACCCUGAAGUUCACGAACAAGAGCAGGCAGCUAUUUCGCUAAGAAAGCUCACAAGGACUAAAGAAGAAAGUAGAGUCUCUCUUUGUAGUCCUAGAUUACUAUUGUCUUUAAGGUCGUUAAUGGUGUCGCGGUAUUGUGUGGUGCAAACUAACGCUCUGGCUUCUCUGGUGAAUCUCUCACUAGAAAAACCAAAUAAGGUGAAGAUUUUACGGGCAGGAUUUGUUCCGCUGCUGAUUGAUGUUUUGAAGGGUGGUUCUAGUGAAGCACAGGAGCACGCUGCUGGUGCCCUCUUUAGCUUGGCGUUGGAGGAUGACAACAAGAUGGCGAUUGGUGUCCUGGGUGCUUUACAGCCAUUGAUGCACGCCCUGAGAUUUGAUAGUGAGCGAACUCGGCAGGAUUCAGCUCUUGCUUUGUACCACUUGACUCUGAUUCAAAGCAAUCGAGUCAAGCUAGUGAAACUUGGGGUUGUGUCUAGGUUGUUAAGCAUGGUGAAUUCCGGUGACUUGGCCAGCCGGGUUCUGCUAAUUUUGUGCAAUGUGGCUGCUUGCAUGGAGGGUAGAUCAGCAAUGCUUGAUGCGAAUGCGGUGGCAAUAUUGGUGGGGGUAUUGAGAGAUGGGGAAGCAGAAUCAGAGGCUGUUCUGGAGAAUUGUGUUGCAGCAUUGUUUGCUCUUAGUCAUGGGAGCUUGAGGUUCAAGGGGUUGGCUAAGGAGGCAAGGGCUGUGGAAGUGUUGAGAGAGAUUGAAGAGAGAGGGAGCGGGAGGGCGAGGGAGAAAGCAAAGAGGAUAUUACAGGUGAUGAAGGGGAGAGGAGAGGAGGAGGAGGAGGAGGAGGAGAAGAAGAAGAAAGGCUUGGAUUGGGAGGAGGUUCUGGAGUCAGGUGUAGUGAGUCGAACUCGUCAACUGCGAAUUGGUGGGGGAAAUAUCAAUGGUCCAAACACUACAAAAUUUUGAUUGUAAACUCUGUAAUUAUUAAUAGGUUUGAUAGGUUACUUGUUGAUUAGUUGGGAGAGUUGGACAUUGCAUUUGCAAACUCUGGUUUGGGAUUGUUUUGUGUAUGAGAGCUAAUGUUGGGUGAUGUAUGACUGGGGAGUAGGGAAUGUUUUAUUUUUCUUUGUGGAUAUAUUUUUUUUUAAUUUCUUUUAGGUUAUUCGAAUAAUCUGGUGUUGCAUGAUUUAUUGGAUUAUUUGUCUGUUUUA
This is a messenger RNA of Tripterygium wilfordii, 2035 nucleotides long. Its product is annotated as U-box domain-containing protein 38-like. Gene Ontology annotation, biological process: protein ubiquitination. The coding region runs from base 153 to 1790 and encodes 545 amino acids. Gene Ontology annotation, molecular function: ubiquitin-protein transferase activity; protein binding. The transcript has a single exon. Gene Ontology annotation, cellular component: nucleus; cytoplasm. The record is from RefSeq and is a predicted model, not a curated record. NCBI's taxonomy places the organism in Eukaryota, Viridiplantae, Streptophyta, Magnoliopsida, Celastrales, Celastraceae.